AUGAGCCCACCAUCCGCCCCAGCGGCCGCCAACCGCGAUGCCCCAGAGGCCUAUGCAGGCCCCUCGACGCUUAACACGGCUCGUUGGCGUCCCCUGCCGCGCACAACGUUCCGCUCCAUCGAGUACCCCGGCCCAAUGCAGCGCGCGCACCAAAUCCUCAAAGUUGCAAACCAACAGGACAUUGACGACUGCUUCAACGCCAACGCCCAGGAGCCGCAGUAUCUCGAGAUGAGGUACCGUCCAGAGGAGCGCUCCGGUGUGCCCGUUCGCGGUACUCGCGUUGCGAGCCAAAAAGUUCUCGUCAAGGUGGUGAAGCGUCGCAGGAAGGCUCCCAAUGACGACGAAGAGCUCAACGAGGGUGUCUUCACCGCCGACAUUAUUGGCUCCAUCCCCCAGACCGUUCGCUUCAGGUCCAUGGCCGAUUACCAGUACACGCCGAGCCGCGACGGUCACAUUGCCCAGCUCACCCAGUCGCUCCUUGACCUUGAUUACGACGCCAUCCUUGAUUACAGCGUUCCUCCCCUCCACGAGGAAUACAUUGCCGAAGCCGGCGCGGGCGAGAACGGCACCCCGCCACCCUUCCCUUACUACUCGUUGACCGAGCUGCAGCCAACGCCAGUGAUGAGCCAGCGUCACCUGCCUUUUGUGUGGAACUACAAGAUGAACUCUCAGACAGUCGAGGAACAGGUCUGGGACGAGGAGCAGCAAGAGUACAAGUCUCGUUUCGUCAACAAGUCGCGCGUGUCUGGCUGGGCUGUGCCAGUCAUCGGCCACAACCACCAGGUGCCCACCGAGCCAGAGGCUCCUAUCCGCGAGCGCAUCCCCAAGCUUGAUGCGAGGUUGUACGGUCGCCUUAUUGAGCUCAUGGAACAACGUCCCGUGUGGCAGAGGUAUGCGCUUCUGGCGCAGUUCCCCGACGCAGACCGUUAUGAAAUUGAGAGCAACAAGGUCUACCUCCCGGCUACGGGCUACACCUACGGUGCUGGACCAUUCUGGAAGUGUAUCGUGCGCUACGGAUACGACCCUUGCGCUGAUCGCGACGCGCACAAGUACCAGCGUGUUUAUGUGUAUCUCGAUGUCAAGAGGACAAAGAACAACAUCUUGAACUCGAUGGAUGAUGACGACGACGAGCCCAAGCGCACCCAGAAGUGGUGGGAGGAGGAGCAGGAACGCCGCAUCGAGGAGGGCCUGCGACCACCUAUUGACCCCAAAAAGGUGUACAUCUACGAUGGCCAGGUCAUCCACCGCAACAAGCCAGACUACCAGCUCGUGGACAUUCUCGAUCCGAUCAUCUCAAAGUAUAUCUUUGACCCCAUCAGCCUUGGCGACACUUGCGAGCCUCACAGUGGAUGGUACCGCCCACUCGCGUUUGAGCUCAUCAAGGGUCUUCUGCGUGUGCGCUACGCCCAUUUGCGUGACCAUGGCGAGACGCUCUCGGACGAGGGAUGCGCCGAGAUUGUGGAGACGUAUGAACGCGCCCUGGCGGGCGACGAGGAGACGGAGGCCGCCGAAGCGUUCAUCAGGAGGCUGGCUGCUGGCCGCAAGAAGUAG
This is a messenger RNA of Apiotrichum porosum, 1551 nucleotides long. It is a transcript of the gene TFC1, whose product is annotated as tau 95 subunit of transcription factor TFIIIC. The transcript is spliced from 9 exons. The record is from RefSeq and is a predicted model, not a curated record. NCBI's taxonomy places the organism in Eukaryota, Fungi, Basidiomycota, Tremellomycetes, Trichosporonales, Trichosporonaceae. The coding region runs from base 1 to 1551 and encodes 516 amino acids. Gene Ontology annotation, biological process: transcription initiation at RNA polymerase III promoter. Gene Ontology annotation, cellular component: transcription factor TFIIIC complex.